AAUCGGUGUAGAUGGCAUUACUGAUGCCCGACAUCAAUCUCCGUCGUGCCAAGGUCCACCUUGAGCGCUACUGGCGCCAAUUGCUUGGCGGAGACCGGCCAGAAGAGCUUCGGCGUUUGAUAUUUCGAUCCAAGGCCGUUGCGAAAGUCAGCCAAGAUGCACAGCCAGCAAAUGUAAAUCCCGUCGGUUCCGUCGCGGUCGCUCCACGGAUUCAAAAUCUAGAGCUCGACCCGGAAAUGGAGGUCCCCAUUGCUACCGUCAAAGAAAUUAACCGCGAUUCCCAUGACAAGCGCUGCGUCGAAACAGAUUGUGGAUCUCUAUCGGUGGCACAAAGCGCGAGUUGCAAUCAGAAGACGGAGACUGAAGCUGCUGGCGACGGCAAAGAGAAAGACGGGGACCAGCACAACGAGUUGAAUCAAGUGUCUGCUGUCGAGAAUGCAACUACAGACGAUAAUUCAGAGUGUAAUCAAUCUGCUACCUCCGAAAGCGCUGACGAAUUUCUGAAGUCAGGAUCGGAGCAACCUCCAUCGUCGACGAGCACAACUGGAACAUCAUCAUCCGUGAGCUCCAUAUUCAGUGUGUCAACGUCUGAUAGUAAGUCCAGUUGUGCUGGUAAGCCGCCACUAUCGCUUGUUCGUGCGAGCAAAGACAACCGGCCAAGUUCUUCUCCGGAAAAGAUGCGCCAGUCCAAGUAUAUUUCGCGCAUCCAAGGUCCGACGCUGGGCUCUAUCUUGCAGCGUAUCCAUCUCAACGAUGGUGAUGUUAGUGAGCUGGACUUCUCUACUCUCGCGCAGCGCAACAAACGGCUGGAAGCUGAAGGGUGCGCUCUUGUGGCACGUUCUCUAUCCACUAACCACACCGUACGCAAGCUUAUAAUUCGGGACCAUGCCAUCGGAGACGAUGGAGCUGUUGCUCUAUCAAAAAUGCUGUGCAACAACACGACGCUGGAAUGCCUGGAUCUAUAUGGCAACAACAUCGGUGAUCGGGGAGCUGAAGCAUUGGCACAAGCAUUGUACGGACACGACUCGCUGAGGCGUUUGUGCCUGAGAAGUAACGCGAUAACGGAUCGUGGCACUGCAGCGCUAGCUCAAGCCAUUCGUUGCAACUGCACACUCAAGUCUCUAGAUCUGGUUCACAACCGAAUUACAAAAGCUGGAGCUCACGCGCUACUUGACGCUUUGGACGUCAACAUUCAUUUGGAAACGUUGACUCUGGAUGCAAACGAUGUACCAGCAUUUGCUGCAAGUCAGCUUGCAUCAGCACUGGCACGCAAUCGUGCUGAGUCUUUAAUGAUGGAGUCGCAUGCCGCAGAGAAGCAGGCUGUGAAAAUUGUACGUAGGGCCAGCGGCUUGGAUACCGAAGAUGAAGAUGAUAGUGACAGUGGGAAGGAGGAGAACUGGAUGGAGCAAAUUUGGGAAGAUGACGACGGUGAUAGUGUGUCGAGUGGCUUCCUGAGUUGCUCAGGUGUCACGGACGUUCCGUUGAGCAGCAGCGGCUUGUGGAUCUAA
This is a messenger RNA of Phytophthora infestans T30-4, 1508 nucleotides long. RefSeq names its product myosin-like protein. Gene Ontology annotation, molecular function: small GTPase binding; GTPase activator activity. Lineage: Eukaryota; Oomycota; Peronosporomycetes; Peronosporales; Peronosporaceae. Gene Ontology annotation, cellular component: nucleus; perinuclear region of cytoplasm; cytosol. Gene Ontology annotation, biological process: nucleocytoplasmic transport; activation of GTPase activity. The record is from RefSeq and is a predicted model, not a curated record. The coding region runs from base 12 to 1508 and encodes 498 amino acids. The transcript is spliced from 3 exons.